AAUAGCGUCGCGCCGUCGCCUCUAUCAACAAUUCUUCGCAGUUAUAGUUUUCCUGGUCAGAGGGAUAACGGACUCCGUACUCGGAUCUUCCAAAAUCCAUACACGGUUAAUGAGUUGAGGUUCAAUGGAGAUUUCGAAUUCCUCUGCAUUAUUUUUGACUCCUCGAAUCAGUCGAAUUCAGCUCUUCUACCGAGGAAGCAAUUUUAAUGUCCGAAAUCACAUGACUCUCUCUGGUUCGGUCAAUCGUAUUCAGACAAUGCAUUGUUUUCCUUCAGAUUUACAGAAGCAGUGCAAUGCAAAUUUUCCUGGAAAAUUGGAGAAUAGGCCAAUGUCUUUGCCUGCACAUGGAAUCAUAAAAUCUUCUAGGCAUGCUUCCCAUUCAUAUUUUUUAAGGCCAUGCCAAGUUAAAAGCGAGGACUCAGAAGGAACAUUGAGUGGGGAAAGCAUCUUACUAAAUGAGCAGAGCUUGGAGCAGGAACUACAGCUUGCCAUUCAAGAGGAGAAUUAUUCCCAAGCAGCAAAGAUCAGGGAUAGCCUUCGACUUCUCCACGAGGACACCAAGGCAUCAGUUUUAGCAGCAAAUGCUCGAUUUUAUAAUUCGUUUAGAAGUGGAGAUUUGGCUGCUAUGCAAGCUCUCUGGGCCAAGGGUGAUAACGCGUGUGUUGUGCACCCUGGAGUAAGUGGCAUAUCCGGCUAUGAUCUUGUGAUGGGAAGCUGGGAGUUUGUGUGGGCAGACUAUGAAUUCCCCUUAGAAAUUGAGAUCAAGGAUGUCCAAGUUCACGUUAGAGGCGACUUGGGAUAUGUUACUUGCAUAGAAAUGGUGAAGACAAAGGGCAGCAGCUGGGGAAAACAGUUCGCCACUAAUGUUUUUGAGAAGAUUGAUGGUCAGUGGUAUAUAUGCGUUCACCAUGCAUCAUAUAUCGACUUGUAAAAAUCAUGGAAACUUGAAAUUGCUAAAACUAGCUUGGAAUUUUGAAAUUUUGUAUUCUAUGCAGUAGUUGUAAACCCUUUUUAUCUGUAAUAAAAGACACUGCCCUGGACAAAUGAAUAGAGUAUCCAUAGCCUUUUUCAUGUUA
Molecule: messenger RNA, 1076 nt
Organism: Ipomoea nil (Japanese morning glory)
Lineage: Eukaryota; Viridiplantae; Streptophyta; Magnoliopsida; Solanales; Convolvulaceae
Exons: 4
Coding region: 125-931 (268 amino acids)
Molecular function (GO): protein binding
Source: RefSeq, a predicted model, not a curated record